Catharus ustulatus (Swainson's thrush) is the source of this 5916-nucleotide messenger RNA. RefSeq names its product midline 2 (gene MID2). The transcript is spliced from 10 exons. The coding region runs from base 295 to 2355 and encodes 686 amino acids. The record is from RefSeq and is a predicted model, not a curated record. NCBI's taxonomy places the organism in Eukaryota, Metazoa, Chordata, Aves, Passeriformes, Turdidae. Gene Ontology annotation, molecular function: protein binding; zinc ion binding.
AGCAGCGGCUGUCUGGGCUCAGGCAGGUGGCUACAGAGCCCGGGGUGUGCCUGUGCUGCCAUCCGAGCUGGGGCUGUGCCCUGCACAGCCUUGCAUGGCGGCUGGGAGGCCGUGCCUGUGCACAGCCCACGUCCUGCCUGCUCUGGAAAUGCUGCUUUGCAAAAGAAAUGGAGCUGCAGUGGGUGAUAAAUCCCUGCCUUGCAAAGCGUGCACGGGCUGAGCUGUGCUGGUCUCCGAGGUUCCUGACCACCUUCCCUGCUUUUUGAUGCUGCAUCAGAAUUGUGUUCACUAAAGAUGGAAACACUGGAGUCAGAAUUGACCUGCCCAAUCUGUCUGGAGUUAUUUGAGGACCCCCUGCUGCUGCCCUGUGCCCACAGCCUGUGCUUCAGCUGUGCCCACCGCGUCCUGGUGUCCAGCUGCUCGUCCGGCGACUCCAUCGAGCCCAUCCCCGCCUUCCAGUGCCCCACGUGCCGCUAUGUCAUCUCCCUCAACCACCGAGGCCUGGAGGGGCUCAAGAGGAAUGUGACCCUGCAGAACAUCAUUGACCGCUUCCAGAAGGCGUCGCUGAGCGGCCCCAACUCCCCGAGUGAGAGCCGGCGCGAGCGGCCCCUCGGCCGCGGCCCCGCCAUGUCGGGCUCUGAGCGCAUCCCCUGCCAGUUCUGUGAGCAGGACCCCCCCCGUGAUGCCGUCAAGACCUGCAUCACCUGCGAGGUGUCCUACUGCGACCGCUGCCUGCGCGCCACCCACCCCAACAAGAAACCCUUCACCAGCCACCGCCUUGUGGAGCCCGUGCCUGACGCGCACUUCCGCGGGCUGGCGUGCCUGGAGCACGACAACGAGAAGGUGAACAUGUACUGUGUGACCGACGACCAGCUCAUCUGUGCCUUAUGCAAGCUUGUGGGCCGCCACCGGGACCACCAAGUGGCCUCGCUCAGCGACCGCUUCGAGAAGCUCAAGCAAACCCUGGAGACAAAUCUCACCAACCUGGUUAAACGCAACAGCGAACUGGAGAACCAGAUGGCCAAGCUGAUCCAGAUCUGCCAGCAGGUGGAGGUGAACACAGCCAUGCACGAGGCCAAGCUGAUGGAGGAGUGUGAUGAGCUGAUGGAGAUCAUCCGCCAGCGCAAGCAGGUCAUCGCUGUCAAGAUCAAGGAGACCAAGGUGAUGAAGCUGCGCAAGCUGGCCCAGCAGGUCGCCAACUGCCGGCAGUGCCUGGAGCGCUCCACGGUGCUCAUCAACCAGGCCGAGCACAUCCUCAAGGAGAACGACCACGCUCGCUUCCUGCAGACUGCCAGGAACGUGGCUGAGAGGGUCGCCAUGGCAACUGCAUCCUCUCAAGUCCUGAUACCAGAUAUCAAUUUUAAUGAUGCCUUUGAAAACUUUGCUUUAGAUUUUUCCAGAGAGAAGAAGCUGCUGGAGGGGCUGGAUUAUCUGACAGCACCCAACCCACCAUCAGUGAGGGAGGAGCUGUGCACAGCCUCCCAUGACACCAUCACCGUGCACUGGAUCUCCGAGGACGAGUUCAGCGUCAGCUCCUACGAGCUCCAGUACACCAUCUUCACUGGCCAGGCCAACUUCAUCAGUCUCUACAACUCCAUGGACAGCUGGAUGAUCGUGCCCAACAUCAAGCAGAACCACUACACGGUGCACGGGCUGCAGAGUGGCACCCGCUACAUCUUCCUGGUGAAGGCCAUCAACCAGGCCGGCAGCCGCAACAGCGAGCCCGCCCGCCUCAAAACCAACAGCCAGCCAUUCAAGCUGGACCCCAAGAUGGCCCACAAGAAGCUGAAGAUCUCCAAUGAUGGGCUGCAGAUGGAGAAGGACGAGAGCUCCUUGAAGAAGAGCCACACGCCGGAGCGGUUCAGCGGCACUGGCUGCUAUGGCGCGGCCGGCAACGUCUUCAUCGACAGCGGCUGCCACUACUGGGAGGUGGUGCUGGGAUCCUCCACCUGGUACGCCAUCGGCGUGGCCUACAAGUCAGCCCCCAAGAACGAGUGGAUCGGCAAGAACUCCUCCUCGUGGGUCUUCUCCCGUUGCAACAACAACUUUGUGGUGCGGCACAACAACAAGGAGAUGCUGGUGGAGGUGCACCCGCAGAUGAAGCGCCUCGGUGUGCUCCUGGACUACGACAACAACGCGCUCUCCUUCUAUGACCCGGCCAACUCCCUGCACCUGCACACCUUCGAGGUGUCCUUCAUCCUGCCAGUGUGCCCCACCUUCACCAUCUGGAACAAAUCCCUGAUGAUCCUCUCGGGGCUGCCUGCCCCAGAUUUCAUCGAUUACCCUGAGCAGCAGGAGUGUAACUGCCGGCCUCAGGAGUCCCCGUACGUGUCAGGGAUGAAAGCCUGUCACUAGUGGCACUGGGCUGCCCCAGGGGUGACAGCCUGGCACUGGGCUGCCAGCCUGCCCCAGGGGUGACAGCAUGGCACUGGGCUGCCAGCCUGCCCGUGCCCUGGGGUGCAGGUGGCCAGAGCUGCCCACUGGUAGCCAUGCCAAGGAGCCACCGUGGCACCCGAGCAAUCGAGCACUGCCCACACCCAGCUCCAUCUCCUUAGUGGGAAUGUGGAGAAACCUCGACCACAGCUAGAAAUGAACUGCUGCUGGUGAGCUCCAGAGUGAGCAGGAGUGCCUGGAGCUGCUCUUACAUGGUGGCUCCAUCUCUCCCCAAGAAGAUUGUCACCUGGAUGGUUCUGCCUUCCCCUGGGGGCUAGAUAGACCAGGGCGGGGUUCAGGGUGGCUGAGGUGCUGUGGUGGACAGGGAAUGGCUGGUGUCUGCCAUGAGGCACAGGUUGGGACAGGGGGGCUGGGCUCUGGAGCCCAGUGGGGACCCAGGGCACUGAGCAGCAAUGAGCAGCACAGCCCAGGGCACUGAGCCCAGGGCACUGAGCCGCGCUUCCAGGGCACUGAGCAGCACUUCCAGGGAGGACUUGCCCUGUGGCUGAGGCUCGGUGCUUUCCCUGGUGGGGUGAAUGAGGCUCGGAGCCCUGGUCUUGGUGGGCAGUGGUUGUGUGGUGGCUGGUGGUCCCGUGGUGUCUGUGGCAGUGAGAAUGGCACUGAGGGUGUUUCCAGUGCGUGUCUGUGCUGCACAUGGCAGGCUCCUGUUACAUCUUCAGGGUUCUGCAGGGGAGAGCCAUGGACCCUCAGCUCACCAUCUCCUCCUUAACCAGGGAGGGCUGCAUCCCUGAGGAGCCUGGGCCCUGGCACAGAGGUAUGGUUCCUUCCUGAUGUGGGGUCUGGCAAGCAGUGCCUGCUGGUCACAGGCCUCCACCAUUCCUGUCUGGUGUCCCAGCAGCAAAAUCUCAUCUUCCUACUCUAAGCCUGCAGUAGAGUCCUGCUCAAAGACCACCUCUAUGCUCUGUGACCCAAAAUCUCAGUUUAUGACCCCAAAUCUUGACUUCUGGUUUGUUCUCCAUCAUGCCAGGGGAUGGGACUGGGUGCAUUUCGAAGAUCCCUUCCAGCCCAAGCUGUUCCGUGACUCUGUGGUGGUGUGAGUGUGGAGCCAUCCUGUUUGCUCUGUGGCCAAGGACUAAGCCUGUCCCAGAGCUCAGAGUCCUGGUUACGGGGAGCUCUUGGGUGUCACCAGUAUUCCCAGUAACCACAAGCAUCAUCCCCUGGCCAAGCUCCAGUCUCCAGAUUUGAAAAGCCAGGAAGAGCUGGGCUGGCACACAGCCCUGUUGUCACCAGUUGGGGGCCAGUGGGCAUGUGAGUGGCUGUGACAUUGUGGGGGCAAGGAUUUCAGGCAUUAUGGUGGCCCAGGGCAGCUGGUGCUUGCUGCCAGGAGAUGCAAUCUUUUUGGACUUCAGCAGCUUUUGAUCGUGUCUCUUCUAGGGUCCUUCUGGACAUAAACACAUCGUGGGGUGGGUGAGCAGCUGGCUCAGGAUCAGGCACAGAGGGUGACAUCAGGCUGGCACUGGUCGCUGGUGGGGUUCUGCAGGGAUCCAUCCUCAGCCCUGUGCCCUUGUACAUCUUCAUUAAUAAUCUGCAUUGUUAAUGACUGGAAGGAACACUGAGUCACUUUGCUGACAGCACUGAGCUGGGAGGAGCUGCCAACCUCAAGAGCGGAGGGACCUCUAGGGUGACCCAGACAAAUCAGACAGAUGGGGAAUCACCAGUCAUGAGGAGUUUAACAAGGGAAAGUGCUGGGUUCUGUGCCUGGGAUGGGGCAGCCUUGAUUGUGGGCAUGGCGUGUGGAGCAGCUGUGGGAGGGCCUGCGGGUCCUGGUCCAUCCAGGAUCCAGGUGGAGCUGUCAGCCAGGAGGGAAAUCCCUGCUCUGGGGGCAUCAGGGAGGGCAUUGUCAUGCUGUGCUCUAGGCUCAAGCAGCCUCUCUUUGAACCCUGAGGGUAGUUCUACACACCUCAGUAUAAAAAAGGCAUGAAGCUAUUGAAGAGUGAGCAAAGAAGGGCUCUGGGGGUGGAGAAGGGUCAGGAGGGGUCUUGUGAGGAGUGGCUGAGGUCACUUGGUUUGUUCAGCUGGAGAAGAAGAGAGGGGAGGCCCCUUUGUCAUCUUCAGCUCCUGCCAGGGGGAGUGGAGGGGCAGGCACCCAUCUCUUCAUUCCUGGGACCAGUGACAGGACUGAGGAAAGGCAGGAGUCAGGGGAGGGUUAGGGUGAUGUCAGGAAAAGGGUUUUCCCUCAGGGGUGCUGGGCACUGCCCAGGCUCUCCAGGGAAUGGUCAUGGCCCCAAGGCUGCCAGAGCCCAAGGGGCUUUGAACAAAGCUCCCAAACACAGGGUGGAAUUGUUGGGAUGUCUGUGCAGGGCCAGGAGCUGGACUGGGUGAUCCUGAUGGGCCGCUUCCAACUCAGCCUGUUCUGUGGUUCUAAAGCCCAGGCUCUGGGAGUGACAGGACAUGUCCUCUGCCUUGGACAGGGCUCUGGGGGCUCAGCCCAUGGGGCUGUGGCACAGACAGCUUGAACUCACCUGGAGCCAGCUCAGAAUUCAUCUGGUGACCCCUUCCAGUGACCUGGCCAGGGGAUGAUGCUGGUGAGCCUGGUGGGGGACAGCUUUGCCCAGGAGGAGAGGGUACAAAAGAGCCCAGCAUGACAGCUCUCCAUGUACCUGGGCUGUAGGUUUUGGGAAAGGGAGGUGGCAGCACCUCAGGGAAGAGGCUGCUGCUGCUGGUCCUGCCCAGCUGGAGGGGUUCCCUGUGAUCCAGGAACGGAUGCACCCUUCCCCAUGGAUGCACCCCUCCUCCUGCCCCCUCCUGAGUACAGGAGCAGCUGCUCCCAGCUCCCAGGUGCAGGAGCUCAGGGAGGGGCAGCAGGGCACUGCCAUCCCCCAGCCUGGCACAUGGCCCCAUUUCCCUUGGGGGUUCCAUUGCUCUCAGCUGGAUGUGUUUCACGGGAAGGGCUCGUGGCGGAAGGGGCUGUGCCACCCUGCAGGGAUGCCAGGAGAGAUGCCAGGCCCUGCAGGUGGUGUUGGCCCUGGCAGUGCUGGGAUGGGCUCAGGGAGCCCUUGGCAUCCUCAGCUCACAGACCACAAGCCCUUAACGUGACGUUUGCACCUGAUGAAAUUGCACUAAUUGUGAGACCCCCGGCCCCCACACGUCUCAUACCUGGCCAGGCAGGGCUGGGGGAGCCCCACACCCCAAGCAGGGGCUGGGGACCCUUCCCAGCCACCCACAUUGUCCUCUUGUGGUACUGAAAGCAGAGCCCAUCCCAUUGGCACCAUGGUUUGGGGAGCAGCAGCCCCAUCCUGGGACAGGAGGGGGCUCAGGGUGCUGCUGCUGCUCCUCUGCUCCUGCUGACACCAGAACAAGUUUGGGAUGUGUGGACUCCUGGCUCUCCUCAGCCUCUCCUCCCACUGUAACAUUCCUGCUUCUGGGGGGAGGGCUCUUCUUCCUGUUGGGUUUCUCCCUUUUUGUUGGUUUUUUUUGCAACUUCUUUGUUAAUGUGUAUAUAUAUAAAAUUAUAUAUAUAUA